Lactuca sativa (garden lettuce) is the source of this 3175-nucleotide messenger RNA. RefSeq lists its product as uncharacterized. The record is from RefSeq and is a predicted model, not a curated record. Lineage: Eukaryota; Viridiplantae; Streptophyta; Magnoliopsida; Asterales; Asteraceae.
UUAAUUUGUUUAUUUCAGUUAUGUUACAUGACCACUUCGCACCUGCAAAACGAAAUUCUUAGCAAUGUUGGAAGUGAUUAGGAGCCAGGGGUAGUCUCGUCCAACACCACAAAGUUGGUCAAGAAGCAUCCAAAGAGCAGUGUCUGUGCAGAUCCUUACAAAAAGAUGGACAAGUCUUGGAUGGGAACUGAUAGACACAAAAAGCCUUACAUCGAUGGAGUUGCAACAUUUUUGGAUUAUGCAGUCCGCAAUUUGAAGAUCUCGAUGAAUAUGGACCCACUAGAUUCCAAAAUAAAAAUAAAAAUUCCAUGCCCGUGUACUAAUUGUGUAAACCACAUGAGUCUUCAUGUGUCAGAAGUAGAUCCCCACUUAUUCAGAUAUGGAAUUGAUCAAAACUAUACAAAAUGGAUUAAGCAUGGAGAAGAAGAGGACCAACCAAUAAAUGUUUCGUUUAAAGACAACUAAUCAAUGAACACAACAUACGUCGAUGAAUCCAUGAGCUUCACAAUAGGAAUUCCAACGGAUGCCGAAAGUAGAUCAUCACUUAUUCAGAUAUGGAAUUGAUCAAAACUAUACAAAAUGGAUUAAGCAUGGAGAAGAAGAGGACCAACCAAUAAAUGUUUCGUUUAAAGACAACUACUCAAUGAACACAACAUACGUCGAUGAAUCCAUGAGCUUCACAAUAGGAAUUCCAACAGAUGCCGAAGAUACAGUAGACAUGGUUAAAGCCACAGAAGAAACUUUCAUAGGAGAUCAUGUCAAAUUUCAAAAACUAAUUGAAGAUGCUGAGAAACCAUUAUACAAAGGGUGUUGUAACUUCACAAAGUUGUCUGCAGUUGUGCAACUCCUAAACUUGAAGAGUAAGUAUGGAGUUUCAGAUAAGUGUUUUACUGAAACAUUAGUUUUGAUAAAGAAAAUGUUACCCGAAGGUAACGAAAUGUUGAGUAGUACCUAUGAGGCUAAGAAAACAAUGGGUUCAGGGUAUACAAAGAUACAUGCAUGUAUCAAUGACUGCAUUCUUUAUAGGAACGAGUACAAAGGUGCGAAAGUAUGUCCCACUUGUGGGAAAUCAAGAUGGAAGGUUGAUGAGAAAGAAAAAAUUAUAUAUGAAAAUAUCCCGACAAAAGUGUUAUGGUAUUUUCCCAUUAUCCCGAGAAUGAAAUGACUAUUUCAAUCAAAGACAAUAGCACAAAAUUUAAAAUGGCAUGCCACCGAUAGAAUACAUGACGAUGUUUUACGUCACCCAACAGAUACACCCGCAUGGGCUGCCAUAGAUAAAAGAUAUCCUUAAUUUGCUAAUGAUCCAAGAAAUCUACGUCUAGCCAUUUCGGCUGAUGGGGUCGACGUGAAUAGAGGAAAUAGGAAUCAUAGUGUAUGGCCUAUUUUGACUGUCAUUUACAACCUUCCACCAUGGUUGUGUAUGAAAAGAAAGUUUAUCAUGCUCUCGUUAUUGAUCUCAGGAACACCAGGAAACGAUAUUGAUGUUUUUUUAGCACCUUUGAUCGAUGAUUUGCAACUCUUAUUCGAUGUUGGAGUCGAAACAUAUGAUGCAUCUUCAAAGGAGAUGUUUACUUUACGUGCAGUUGUGUUAUGGACGAUAAAUGAUUACCCUGCUCUUGGUACAUUAUGUGGUUGUCCUUACAGCGGAUACAAAGGUUGUGUAGUGUGUGGGGAACAAACGCAUUGUAUUAGACUUCCUAAAUCAAAGAAGCAGAUCUAUGCUGGUCACAGACGAUAUCUACCAUAUAAGCAUCCUUUUAGAAGUCAAAGGAAUGCGUUCAAUGGAGAACAAGAGUUCACAACUGCUCCAGAACCUUUGAAUGGUGAAGAAAUAUUUAACAAUGUCAAAUAUGUUAUAAAUAAAUGGGGAAAGGGAGCUAAUAAUAAGGAAUCAGACAUCCAAAAAACUUCGACAGGAAGAGGUGGGAAGAUAAAAAGAAAAAAAAGAACAUCAAAAGAAGUGUGUUAUUCAGAUGUUAGCAACAAUGAAAACACACAUUGGAAGAAAUAUAAUAUAUGGUAUCGACGUCUUAGGUAUUGGCAACAUAAUCUUGUCCAUCAUUGUAUAGAUUUUAUGCAUGUCGAAAAGAAUGUAGGUGAGAGUCUAGUUGGAACAAUGCUCAACAUUCCUGGCAAAACAAAAGAUGGAUUGCAGGCUCGAUUGGAUUUGGCACAUUUUGGGUUAAAGCCAGAGUUACAAGUUCAUAUUGAAGGCAACAAAACCACACUUCCGGCAGCAAGUUACACAUUAAAAACAGAGGAAAAAACCAUGUUUUGUGAAACAUUAUACAAUUUAAGGGUUCCACAAGGGUAUUGUUCUAAUUUUUCUAGUUUGGUGAGUCUAAAGGAUAGGAAGCUUAUCGGACUUAAAUCACAUGACUAUCACAUGCUCAUGCAACAAUUUUUGCCCAUCGCAAUACGGUCUAUUAUGCCGAAAUCCACAAGGGAUGGUAUUACCAGAUUUUGUUUCAUUUUCAAAUCAAUAUGUAGCAAAGAAAUAAAAGUUAAGGAGAUCGAUAAGUUGCAAGAAGAAUUAUGUGUCACAUUGUGCCUGCUUGAGAAAUACUUUCCUCCAUCAUUUUUUGAUGUUAUGGUUCAUUUAACUGUGCAUCUAAUUAGGGAAGUAAAAUUAUGUGGUCCAGUAUGCUUUCGAUGGAUGUAUCCAUUCGAAAGGUGUAUGAAGGUUAUUAAAGGGCACGUGCGGAAUAAAAAUAAACCAGAAGGUUGCAUUGCAGAAGAGAAUAUUGCAGAAGAGACAAUUGAGUUUUUAAGUGAAUUCCAAAAAAAUAUGAAUACUGUUGGUAUUCCACUUGAGAAGCAUAACAACUUUGGAAAUCAUAAUGAUGACUAUAGUAUUUCUCUUAGGGAUGGCACUCCAGUAUCAGCAUGUCGAUCGGUUCAAGUUUCUCCGGACCUCUUCAUCAAAGCACAUUUCUAUGUAAUGCAAAAUACAACUGAAGUUGUACCAUAUAUUAAUCGACACAAGGCAUUUCUGAGAAACCAACACCCUUUUAAACGAAAUGCAUGGCUAGAGAAUGAGCACAGUAAAAUGUUUGGUCAAUGGUUACGAGAGGAGGUUGAAAAAGAGUUAUUGGUCUCAAAAGAAAGUGUAUCAGAGACCGUUAGGUGGAUUUCACAUGGACCAAACACCACUACUGAAAUACGAUGCGUAUGA